GGCUUCCAAGGGGGAAGUGCUGGGCAAUAAUUAAUGUUUUUAUUAAAAUUGGAGGGAAUUUUUUGCAGCCGUUCGCCUAGCGUGGCCUUCAGUCCCGUUAGGUGCAAAGCAAGUCUCGUUGAUCGCCAUUGCUAGUUUUGCACACGUUUGCGAAUCAGAGCUGCCCGGGGUACACCGACCGCGCAGGGAAACAUCGAGAGUGUAAAUAAAUACAUCGCCUCUGGUUCGGAUUUUUGCUACUGCCGAAAAUAUGUAAAUUGUGAACUCUCUUGGCUCUCUUUGGAUCCAGCCUAAAAGCCAUCUUGUUCCCCUCUAGGUUGAUAGAAGUCCAGAUCCCGAGGAAAUCUCCAGCUAAAUGCUCAAAAUAUAAAACACUGAGCUGAGAUUUGCGAAGAGCAGCAGAAUGGAUGGAUUUUAUGACCAGCAAGUGCCUUACAUGGUCACCAAUAAUCAGCGUGGGAGAAAUUGUAACGAGAAACCAACAAAUGUCAGGAAAAGAAAAUUCAUUAACAGAGAUCUGGCUCAUGAUUCAGAAGAACUCUUUCAAGAUCUAAGUCAAUUACAGGAAACAUGGCUUGCAGAAGCUCAGGUACCUGACAAUGAUGAGCAGUUUGUGCCAGACUAUCAGGCUGAAAGUUUGGCUUUUCAUGGCCUCCCACUGAAAAUCAAGAAAGAACCCCACAGUCCAUGUUCAGAACUUGGUUCUGCCUGCAGUCAAGAACAGCCCUUUAAAUUCAGCUAUGGAGAAAAGUGCCUGUACAAUGUCAGUGCCUAUGAUCAGAAGCCACAAGUGGGAAUGAGGCCCUCCAACCCCCCAACACCAUCCAGCACCCCAGUGUCCCCCCUGCACCAUGCGUCUCCCAACUCAGCUCACACUUCGAAACCUGACCGCGCCUUCCCAGCUCACAUCCCUCCGUCGCAACCCAUUCAAGACAGCAGCUACCCCAUGGACCACAGAUUUCGCCGCCAACUUUCUGAACCCUGUAAUUCCUUUCCUCCUUUGCCGACAAUGCCAAGGGAAGGACGUCCCAUGUACCAACGGCAGAUGUCUGAGCCAAACAUUCCCUUCCCACCUCAAGGCUUUAAGCAGGAGUACCACGACCCAGUGUAUGAACACAAUACCAUGGUUGGUGGUGCGGCCAGCCAAAGCUUCCCCCCUCCUCUGAUGAUCAAACAGGAGCCCAGAGAUUUUGCAUACGAUUCAGAAGUGCCUAGCUGCCACUCCAUUUAUAUGAGGCAAGAAGGCUUCCUGGCUCAUCCCAGCAGAACAGAAGGCUGCAUGUUUGAAAAGGGCCCCAGGCAGUUUUAUGAUGACACCUGUGUUGUCCCAGAGAAAUUCGAUGGAGAUAUAAAACAAGAGCCAGGAAUGUAUCGGGAAGGACCCACAUACCAGCGGCGCGGAUCACUUCAGCUCUGGCAGUUUUUGGUAGCUCUUCUGGACGAUCCUUCAAAUUCCCAUUUCAUUGCCUGGACUGGGAGAGGCAUGGAAUUUAAAUUGAUUGAGCCUGAAGAGGUGGCCCGGCGUUGGGGCAUUCAGAAAAACAGGCCAGCUAUGAACUAUGAUAAACUUAGCCGUUCACUCCGCUAUUAUUAUGAGAAAGGAAUCAUGCAAAAGGUGGCUGGAGAGAGAUACGUCUACAAAUUUGUAUGUGAUCCAGAAGCCCUCUUCUCCAUGGCCUUUCCAGAUAAUCAGCGCCCACUGCUGAAGACAGACAUGGAGCGUCAUAUCAACGAAGAGGACACAGUACCUCUGUCCCACUUUGACGAGAGCAUGGCCUAUAUGCCAGAAGGGGGCUGCUGCAACCCUCACCCCUAUAACGAAGGCUAUGUGUAUUAACACAAGUGACAGUCAAGGGCCUCCUCGCGCUUCUCCUCUUUUGCAAGAUGCAGAGAAUCUCUGAAUUCUCUUCAAUCUUUGUCUGAUUUUUGUUGUUUG
Molecule: messenger RNA, 1936 nt
Organism: Kogia breviceps (pygmy sperm whale)
Lineage: Eukaryota; Metazoa; Chordata; Mammalia; Artiodactyla; Physeteridae
Source: RefSeq, a predicted model, not a curated record